Diceros bicornis minor is the source of this 1723-nucleotide messenger RNA. RefSeq names its product T-cell surface glycoprotein CD1a-like. The record is from RefSeq and is a predicted model, not a curated record. NCBI's taxonomy places the organism in Eukaryota, Metazoa, Chordata, Mammalia, Perissodactyla, Rhinocerotidae. Gene Ontology annotation, cellular component: external side of plasma membrane. Gene Ontology annotation, molecular function: endogenous lipid antigen binding; exogenous lipid antigen binding; lipopeptide binding. Gene Ontology annotation, biological process: antigen processing and presentation, exogenous lipid antigen via MHC class Ib; immune response; antigen processing and presentation, endogenous lipid antigen via MHC class Ib. The transcript is spliced from 6 exons. The coding region runs from base 190 to 1209 and encodes 339 amino acids.
GAGAGUUGAGUAGGUGGUUCAGGGUUUAGGGAAGGAGUAGAUUUUGUUUUUUGCAGACAAGGAUUAAAACAAAGAUUUUUUUGUUAGAAGGAGAAGAAGUCAGAAUAGACGUAUUAUGGGAUAGGCUUGUUUAGAACAGAAAUCAAAGACCAACUGUUCUGAGAGAAAGAAAGAACAUCUGCAAAUGAAAUGCUGUUUCUGCAACUUCCAUUGCUAGUGGUUCUCCUCCCGGGUGGUGACAAUAAAGAUGACUUCCAGGAGCCAGUCUCCUUCCAACUCAUCCAGAUCUCAUCCUUUUACAACCGUUCCUCAGAAGAAAAUCUGGGCUCAGGUUGGCUGGGUGAGUUGCAGACUCAUGGGUGGGAGAGCAACUCUGGCACUAUCUUCUUCCUGUGGCCCUGGUCCAAGGGCAACUUCAGCAAUGAGGAGUGGAUGGACCUGAAAGAGUCACUCCAUACGAUGUCCAUUGGAUUUCUUCAGGCACUUCAUGACUAUGCCAGUCAAUGGCAGCUUGAAUAUCCCUUUGAGGUACAGUUGGCAGGAGGCUGUGAUCUGCACUUGGAGGAAGCCUCUAUAGGAUUCAUACGGAUUGCUUAUCAAGGGUCAGAUCUCGUGAGCUUCCAGAAGAAUUCAUGGUUGCCAUCUCCAAAUGGUGGAAGUAGGGCUCAGCAUAUCUGUACGCUAUUCAAUUCAGAUAAAGACGCCCUGGAAAUAUUACACAAGCUCUUCUUUGAAACCUGCCCACGUUUCCUCAUGGGUCUUCUUGAUGCAGGGAAGGCAUAUCUCCAGCGACAAGUAAGGCCAGAGGCCUGGCUGUCCACUGGUCCCAGUCCUGGUCCUGACCAUCUGAUGCUGGUUUGCCAUGUCUCUGGCUUCCACCCAAAGCCUAUUCGGGUGAUGUGGAUGCAGGGUGAGCAGGAGCUUCUGGGCACUCAGCGAAGUGACUUCUUGCCCAAUGCGGAUGGGACAUGGUAUCUUCAGGUAUCCUUAGAUGUGGAAGCCAUUGAGGCAGCUGGCCUGUCUUGCCAUGUGAAACACAGCAGUCUAGGAGACCAGGAAAUCAUCCUCUUCUGGGAGCGUCGCAGGUCCAUGGUCUUGAUCUUCUUGGCAGUGAUAGUGCCCUUGGUGCUUCUGACAGGUCUUGCAUUUUGGCUUAGGAAGUGCUGGACACCCUGUGAACCUGCAAGCCCUCUUCGCCCUUUGGUAUGAGAUCACAGCAGCCCAGGGGUCAGGACGUAUCUAAACCCAACUCGGUGAUGAUAUCCAUUCCACUCUUCUUGUGCUACUUUAUUCAUUGUUGUUUAUUUCUUCUUAAUUGUCCAUUAUCAAUAUAAGCUGAAGGCAAUUUUGCAGGAUUUGGUUUUCUGAUCUGAGUUAUGGGACUUAAAACUCAAAUUAUAACUCUGAAAGAUAAGGUCCUAGAGAUUUCCACAUAUUCAAAUAUUAGUGGGUCAUCAAUUCCAUUUCAGAUAUCACUCCUCCAGAGGGCCUUCUCUGAUUGACAAGUGGGAGCAGUCUUUUCCAUAACUGAAUUCCCAGCACACUUGAACUGUGCUUUGCCAAAUCUAAUCCUCACUUCCUGCCCUUUGUUGCAGCUAUUUAAAUCCCUUUCCCCUUAUAAUUUUUAAGCUUGAGAGAAAAUCAACGUCUUUUUAAUAUUUUAUCUCUGGCAAAGUCUUACCUGCAUGUAAUAUGUUCUCAAUAAAAAUCUGUGUUGAAUUUA